Anolis carolinensis (green anole) is the source of this 6241-nucleotide messenger RNA. RefSeq names its product heterogeneous nuclear ribonucleoprotein U (gene hnrnpu). Gene Ontology annotation, molecular function: promoter-specific chromatin binding; poly(C) RNA binding; snRNA binding. The record is from RefSeq and is a predicted model, not a curated record. Gene Ontology annotation, cellular component: membrane; mitotic spindle microtubule; nuclear matrix. Bases 220 to 2700 code for a protein of 826 amino acids. NCBI's taxonomy places the organism in Eukaryota, Metazoa, Chordata, Lepidosauria, Squamata, Anolidae. Gene Ontology annotation, biological process: negative regulation of transcription by RNA polymerase II; RNA localization to chromatin; CRD-mediated mRNA stabilization. The transcript is spliced from 14 exons.
GUUGCGUGCUCGACCCCGCGAGGCGCGUCUCCGGCCCCUGCCUCGCGAGCUUCGCUGAAAGGAUUUGGCGCCAGGCGGGUCCGUCCGUCCUUCCUUCCUUCUUCCUCCGCAGCUGCCGCAGCCACACGGGAGGGAAGCAGGAGCAGCAGGACCAGCCGCCGACAUCCAGGCCGCACUCCGCCACAGCCCUUGCCGCCCGCCCACGGGAAGGCCAUCGCCAUGAGCAGCUCGCCGGUGAACGUGAAGAAGCUGAAGGUGUCUGAGCUCCGCGAGGAGCUGAAGAAGCGGCGCCUCUCCGAUAAAGGCCUCAAGGCCGACCUGAUGGAGCGGCUCCAGACCGCGCUGGACCGCGAGGAGGCCGGCGGCGAGCCCGGCAACGGCAACGCCGAGGAGGCGGCGGCGGGGGAGGCCGCGGCGGGUGGCGGGGGAGCGGCGGGCAGCGCCCCGGAGCAGCUCCUGGCCCCGGCUGCGGGCGGAGGGCCCCAUCAGGCCGCGGCCUACGACGACGACGAGGAGGAGGAAGAGGAGGAGGCCGAGUUCGGCGGCUGCGCGGAGGAGGAGGAGAUGGAGCUGGGCGAGGAGAACGGCGAGCGCGCGGCCGCCCGCGAGGACGAGGACCUCGAGGACGACGAUGACGAGAACGGCGACGACCAGGGCUUCCAGGAGGGAGAGGACGAGGAGGACGAGGCCGCCUCAGCCGCCGCUCCGGCUGGCAGCGGGGGCGGCAAUGCCAACGGUCAUGGGGCCAAGGAGGCGCCCAGCGCCAAGGCAGCCGCGUCUGAGGCCUCCGCGGCUCCGGCGCCCUCGAAGCAGACCUCGCCCGGGUCGCAGGCGCAGCCUCAGCCGCCUCCUCAGCAGCAGGCCCAGCAACCCAAGCCCGGCGGGGCUGCCGCGCGUCCUGGGGAUGCUAAAACUGAGCAAAAACCCAGUGAGAAAAAAAGGGGAGUGAAAAGGCCACGUGAAGACCAUGGACGAGGUUACUUUGAGUAUAUUGAAGAGAAUAAAUACAGCAGGGCCAAAUCGCCACAGCCACCGGUUGAAGAAGAGGAUGAACACUUUGAUGACACAGUGGUUUGUCUUGAUACUUACAACUGUGACCUACACUUUAAAAUUUCAAGAGACCGUUUUAGUGCUUCCUCACUGACUAUGGAAAGUUUUGCCUUUCUUUGGGCUGGAGGGAGAGCAUCCUAUGGAGUUUCCAAAGGAAAAGUCUGUUAUGAGAUGAAGGUAACUGAAAAAAUCCCUGUCAAGCAUCUCUAUACAAAAGAUAUUGAUAUACAUGAAGUAAGAGUUGGCUGGUCGCUGGUUUCAAGUGGGAUGUUGCUUGGUGAGGAAGAACUUUCUUAUGGAUACUCCAUGAAAGGAAUAAAAGCAUGCAACUGUGAGAUGGAAGAUUUUGGUGAAAAAUUUGAUGAAAAUGAUGUGAUCGGAUGUUUUGCUAAUUUUGAUGGUGAUGAAGUGGAACUCUCUUACUCAAAGAACGGACAAGAACUUGGAGUUGCUUUCAAGAUCAGUAAGGAAGUUCUCUCUGGACAGUCUCUUUUCCCACAUGUUCUCUGCCAUAAUUGUGCAGUUGAAUUCAACUUUGGCCAGAAAGAGGAGCCCUACUUCCCCAUACCAGAGGGGUACACUUUUAUCCAGAAUGUGUCCCUCGAUGAUAGAGUUAGAGGACCCAAGGGGCCAGAACACAAGAAAGAGUGUGAAGUAAUAAUGAUGAUUGGCUUACCUGGAGCUGGCAAGACUACAUGGGUCACCAAACAUGCUGCUGAAAAUCCUGGGAAAUACAACAUCCUUGGAACAAAUACUAUCAUGGAUAAAAUGAUGGUUGCAGGUUUUAAGCGGCAAAUGGCAGAUACUGGAAAACUUAACACACUGCUGCAGAGAGCCCCACAGUGUCUUGGCAAGUUCAUUGAAAUUGCAGCUCGUAAGAAACGGAACUUCAUUCUGGAUCAGACAAAUGUGUCUGCAGCUGCGCAGAGGAGAAAAAUGUGCCUGUUUGCAGGCUUCCAGCGCAAAGCAGUUGUUGUUUGCCCAAAAGAUGAAGACUACAAGCAAAGAACACAAAAGAAGGCAGAGGUGGAGGGAAAAGAUCUUCCAGAGCAUGCAGUGCUCAAAAUGAAAGGAAAUUUUACCCUGCCAGAGGUGUCAGAAUGCUUUGAUGAAAUCAACUACGUAGAGCUGCAAAAAGACGAGGCCCAGAAGCUUCUGGAACAAUACAAGGAAGAAAGCAAGAAAGCCCUUCCUCCAGAAAAAAAGCAAAACACUGGCUCCAAGAAGAGUAAUAAAAAAAGUGGUAAAAACCAGUUUAACAGAGGUGGACAGAGAGGACGUGGUGGAUUUAACAUGCGUGGCAACUUCAGAGGAGGAGUCCCUGGGAAUCGUGGUGGAUACAAUAGAAGAGGUGGCAACAUGCCACAGCGCGGAGGUGGUGGCAGUGGUGGGGCCAUUGGUUAUCCAUAUCCUCGUGGACCUGUUUUCCCGACCAGAGGUGGCGGCGGCGGCGGCGGUGGUGGUUAUACAAAUAGAGGAAAUUAUAGCAGAGGUGGAAUGCCCAACAGAGGGAAUUACAACCAGAACUUCAGAGGAAGGGGAAACAAUCGUGGCUACAAAAACCAAUCUCAGGGCUAUAACCAGUGGCAGCAGGGUCAAUUCUGGGAUCAGAAGCCAUGGAGUCAGCAUUAUCACCAAGGAUACUAUUGAAUUCCCAAAUAAAAUGAACUGAUCCAUAUUUCUUCAAAACCUUCACAAGAAAUCGACUGUUUUCUUUAGUAGGCUAACUUUUUAAACAUUCCACAAGAGGAAGUGCCUGCAGGUUCCUUUUUUAGAAGCUUUGUGGGUUUUGAUUUUUUUUGUACAUUUUUAAUUGCAGUUUUAAAGUGAAUCUUAAGAGAACCUCAGCAUUGUGCACGAUAAGAGAAUGUCAGUAUUUCAGGGUUCUACAUUUUAUCUGUAAAAUGUGAUUUUUUUUACCACAACAAAAGUAAAAUGUUGCUUUGUAUCUGGUGUCCUCUUAUUAAAGGUUUUCUUUUCUCUUUUUUUCUCUUCCCCUCCCAAAUUUCCAAGAAACAGUCGUGAGUCAUUGAAACAGAACAGUUAGCAACCAGGCUUUUUGUAGCGUCCCCCCAUGAAUAUUAAUACUGUGUAAAUAAUGCUCAUUACACUCCAUCUUCCACUCCAUCCUCUCUAUGCAGUUCCUAGGUAUGGAAGAGGGAAAGAAAUCAGAGUAGUCUUUUGGCAAUAAACUGGGAUGUAUUUUUGAUUUUUUUAAUUUGACAAAUGGUUUUUGAGGGCGCAAAGCAAACCUAAAGCUAAAUAGUGAAGGUGGAGUGCAUGUAAAACCUGGUUGCAUUUGUCUGUAGACUCAACUUGUGAAGGUUCACACCAUCAACUUUUUUUCCAUUUGUUCUGCAUUUUUGAUUCUGAAAAAUCUGGCUCUGCCCAUUUCUUAUUAAACAAACUUGUUGUAAAUCCAGUUGUCUAAUGGGAUCUAUAUGAAGUUAGCUGUGUGUCUGUAACCUUUUCCCCACAAAUACUAUGUAUUUAGUGUGCUUGUAGUAGUAAACUCCACCAUUUUGUAAACAAAUGAAAUUGUGAUUCACCCAUUUUAUAUCUUAAUUUUAAUCAUGUUUUCAGAUGGGUGUCUCUUUAGCCUGCUGAUUUACUUCUCUAAAGAAAGUAGGUGGAAAAAAUUAACUAGCCGUUUGUUUGCAAUAAAAUAAAAACAUUUUACUCUUGUUCUGGGAUUCUCACCACAUUGGUCUAAAAUCCCUUUAAUGGCAGAAGGAAGGAUAUACAAAUGCACAGAGAGGUGUAUAUACACCACAUGCAUACUUUCUCACAAGAGAAGCAUUUGGUUCAGUGUGCAAACAAUGCCUACAUUUGGACUUGUAAGCUUUCCACCUUCCCAGGAGCAUAGUGAGCCCUGCCUCAAAUGCUUUCUUUAUUUGUAGCAUUUGAUGCAAACAUACAUGUUGAAUACUAUUCUAGAAAACUUGUAAGGAUAUGGUACAGAUGAGAAAUAUGGAAAUAGUGGUUAGCCUAUUCCAAUGGAGAGAAUGCCUGUAUCAGACCUGCAAGUCACUUGGGGGUUGGGGAGGCGUGAUGAGAUGUGAAUUGCAGGCCUGUUACCUUGUUGUCUGCUGCUGUUUUAAUCUAGAAGUGAGUUGCUUCUAGAUGGAGGAACCGGGGAAGAGGGGAAAGCAUCUGAUUUGAGAACACAUGACAGCUGUUCAAAAAUGGGAGAGAGGCACUGAUUUGCAACCCAGGAGAUUACCCCCAGUGAAGUUUGCCAGCCUUGAUGACCAGAAACUCCUGACCUAUGAUUAGUAUAUCAUUGUAAUGCAUUACAGGGUGGGAGCAUGAACUCUAAGCUACCUGUCUCACAGUUCCAAAUCCUGGUCAAAGGUUACACCCACAACCUGUCAAUGCCUGUUUUCUUUUGCAUUCAAACUCAAAAUGGUGACAAGUGUCUGGUUGCCUUUCUGAGGGACUGCAGAGAAAAAGGUAAUAUUUGGUUUUGCUGUGGGAGGCAGCAUAACAGGAUGGACUCUGAAUCAGAUUUAUCACACACUAUCAACACUGAUGUAGCCUGUUGGGUUCUAACAAAAUAUGGAUAGCUGUAGAUGUGGCAAAACCACCUGAGUAUCCCUUGCCUAAGAAAACCUUAUGAAAUUCAUGGGAUUGCCCUAAGUCAACAGGCAAUUUGUUGGCACAAAGUUCAUAGAUAUAAAGGCAGUACAAUCUGUUAUAAUUGUAUUGACACCUUUAACCACUGUUGAGGCUUCAGGGAGCUGAUAUCUCUGGCUCCCCACUCAGAAUGUUGAUAAUUCAAAAGCAAAGGAUGGGUAAAUCUGCCAUUGCAAUAACAAGACGGCUAUAGCUGGUUGCAAUGGCUGGGGUCCUAUUGAUGACAGGUUUGUGUAAGCAAUUUGGAGGUGCAUUUUUUGUUGUGUGGUUUAGGCAUAGCUGGACAACCUUCAAAUAUUUCUUCAGGCCACCCUAACGUCCCCUUCACAAGGUUUUCUUGGCAAGAUUUCUUCAGGGAAGGUUUACCUUUGACUUCCUCUAGAUGCUGAGAAAGUGAUUUGUCCAAGGUCAAGUGGCUUCAGACAGGCUAUAGGCUAUAGACAGCAGUUGAACUGUAAGGCAAACGAGAAGCCCUGGUUUAAGAUGCUUGAAAAUGUUCUUAUAUUAAAUUUAACAAUGUGGUCUGGGGAAAGCAGAAUUGAACCAAUGUGUUGUCUUGUGAGCCAUGCCCUUCUGAGUUAUGGCAAGGUCUGAACUUUGUGCAACUUUUUAAAAGAUGCUAAUGGGGUUGGGGUUGGUUUCUUGCUGAGGUUUCUAAACAGGCCAAUGAUAGUGAUAUUCCGUUAUGUGGAAAUGCUGUAGCACAGAUAGGCUGUUUUAAAAAUGUUAACAUUAUCUAGAAAAACAAGUUUUACCCUUCUGAACCAUUUGAGCAAACUUGAUGGGCAGGAUAAUUGCGGCUUUCUACAUAUUAGGGCUAUAAGGUUUCAUUUAUGCUUGCAAAAUUGUGAUACUAGAAAGAAUUGUGGCAUUUCUGCUCAACUGUAACACUUAAAGAUUGGAGAGAACCAUUACUGUAAUGCCCAGGACAUUGCUAUCUGAAUCAAAUGGUUUGCCCCCACUAGUCUCACUGAAUCAAGAAGAACUUGAUAGUCAUUUACAGGCCAGAGGAUUUAACUAAGCUGUUAAGUCUCUGAAUCUUUGGGCUUCCAUUAGACUAAGUCAACUUUAUAAGACAGCGUGAAGUUAGUUAAUAACAAGAAACAAAUUACUUAGCUGUGACUAACAAUUUGGGCUCAGUGAUGCUGUUACCUUAGCAACUACUGAAUUUCAGUAUUUAUUCAACCAGUAUGGCUCCUUGAUUUUUUUCUUUCUGCACUGUAUAUCUGCUUUCCACUUUCAAAAACCUGGAUAUGGUCAUAAGUCUCACAUGUAUUGUGUAUUUUAGAAAAUGAGGAAUUGGCCAGAGUUUGUUUUUAGCAAUGCUUGGGAGAGUCCCAGAUGCAAUACCUGGUAGAACCUUUUGUCACCUGCAGCCUCCCAGUUGCUGUCUUAAGGCUAGUAAAAUGCAGAUUCCUUAGUUUAACGUUAAUCACAUUUACCUUGCAUUCUGCAUCUUUGCUUUGUUUACUCUUGCUUGAUGAUGAGUUCUGAAGGACUCAAAUGCUUGCACAAUAUUUUGUGACCUGUUUGCUUAAUAAAGAUAUUGCCCUUA